Molecule: messenger RNA, 1265 nt
Organism: Penaeus monodon (black tiger shrimp)
Lineage: Eukaryota; Metazoa; Arthropoda; Malacostraca; Decapoda; Penaeidae
Product: crustacean hyperglycemic hormone 6-like
Exons: 4
Coding region: 136-522 (128 amino acids)
Biological process (GO): circadian rhythm
Cellular component (GO): extracellular region
Molecular function (GO): neuropeptide hormone activity
Source: RefSeq, a predicted model, not a curated record
CACCUAUAUAUCGGGUGGCCUUUGCCGGGUGCUUCAGUCGCGGUUCAAACGUUCCGGUGAUAACAUCGAGCCUCUCCGCAAGUCUUCGAGCGGGAACUCUAGUAUAACUGUAGCCAACUUACACAGAAUAUAGCCAUGGACAAUAAGAUCGCUCUCGUCUCAGCAUCAAUUCUCCUCUUGGUCGCCGUCCUGGCUUCACACAGCGGCGUCCAUGCGAGGUCCGUUGUUCCCGAAGGUCUCCAGGAUCUCGAAAUUCCUCGUCAGGAAAGCGUGUUGUUCGCCGUCAGAAGAAAGCGGCAGGUGUUCGACGCUUCGUGCAAAGGAAUCUACGAUCGGGCACUCUGGGCCAAGCUCAACAAUGUGUGCUUGGACUGCCAGAACAUCUACAGGGGGAAUCCGGCUAUUGAGGGAGAGUGCAGGGAAAACUGCUUCGGUACACAGGUCUUCUACGGAUGCGUCAAGGCCCUGAAACUACCCACGAAAAAUUACUUAUAUUAUGCCGACCUUUUGAGAGAAAGCUAGUUUGUGGAAGCAAUUAUAACUCAAGGAACAGAAAUCGUUACAGCUGAAAAAAAUGUAUAUAUAUAUAUUUUACAUUUGCAAUCCCUCCACAAUUAUACUCAAGCAGCAACAACCGGAUUGCCAAGUUCCUCGUUAAAGAAACCACUUCCCUGUUGAAAUCUUUUCCCCGCCCGUCAGCAAAAGAAAGGUGUUUCCUGUUUACCUCGCGCAGCUAAGGUGUAGAAGUGUGGAGUGUAUUGUGUAUUGUGGAUCACUUUCCUGGAGUGGUGAGGUUGAACUGAGAGGUGUUUCUGGAGACAUUUGCGAAGGAUUAGAAGGAUAGGAAAAAUACGCAGAAGAUUGGAAAGAAUUGGAAAAUUACAGGCGAGGAAGAUGCAUGGAAAAUGGUUCUAGAAAGGAAAACGGGAAAGGUGUAUAUGAAGAUAAGAAGAUGAAAUACUGGAGAAGAGGAUAAAAAAAAAAAGAUAUAUGCGCAAGAGACAAGAGGAAUAAAGAGCAAAGAUAAGAUAGGAGAAGAAUAGAAGAGACCCAGGAGUCGAGAAGAAAGGAAGAUGGAAAGUACAGAAUACAGAAGAAAAUUGAAAAAAAAGAACGAUGGAAUAAGAUGAGUCCAAAAAAAAAAGAACCAAAGUGAACCAUUACAUUCAUUUCAUCGGAAGUGAAGAAGGGAAAAGAUGCGUGACAAUUAACACGUGAACUAUAAUUAUUAUCGGCCAUUUAUUACAAUUUCCUGUUUCCUCUUU